CGUUUCUUAAUGCAAGGUUUUCGAAGGAUACAAUUAUUGGCAUUUUAAUGAUAACUAAAUUUUUGCUCUUCUCCUCCAUGGCUCUGGGAUUUUGCCAUUUUGACACAUGUCAAAUUCGGUAAUCCCAGUUUUCGGUAAUCAUAGGCGGAGAACUCAGCGGCACUAAGUCCAGAGCAGUCUUUGUGGAACCAUCUGGAACACGUUCCAGCACAUUGGAUCUUAUAUUGCAACUUAGUUAAGUUACGAUUGCACUUGCCGCAACUAAUAGAUUUCCUUCUGUUAGUCAUAAUCCUAAGUCCGGAACUGCUCCACGUCUCAAAGUCCAAACUGGGAUCGCCCACGUAUUAGAGCUUCUAAGUGCAGUUGACUGCGUAGGUCGUAAACUAAAGCUGAGACUUAGUAAAACUCACCCAGUUACAAGAAAAACUAACAAAAUUAGGCAAAACACUUGGAGAGCAGCUAAUACGUCUUGUGCAUGCGAUUGUUGAGUUAAGUUAUAAGUCAUUUGGUAUCUAAAAUUUUAAUAUUGUCUGUUCUACAACAUUCCAACAAUUCUUGAUCCUCAAUUUCAAAGUCUAACCGGAGGCCGCCCCUCCCUGUAUCACUUAUGUCUGUUCAAAAAGCAAGGGAAUGCUAUAAGCUUCUACAGAACGGAAGGCAAAAAAACAGGCUAAAAAUCAAGUCAAAAAAGCCAAAUUUCAAGCAAGAAUUUUAGAUUUUUAGCAGAAAGCAGUUCAAACACAGCCUCUAGAAAAAUUCAAUGCGUACAGUAGCAAACUCACUGUCAAUACUUAUUUAAAGAUUUACCUGUCAAUAUUCGCUAACCUUAACAAAUUAUUGUCGCCAGCGCCCCCGCAACUCGAACAGAUGUUUUGCCCGCGUAAAACUUUCUCCUUUUAAUGGUUUUGACGUUUGACACCGAGUUGAUUUUCUAACCUUAAUAAACCCCGUAUUGUCGUAACGGGAGUAAACAACAAUAAAAAAAUAUGUUAUAUGUUUAUUUUGAUUAAGCUUGCUACGAAAAUACUGAACUGAUAUCUAGUAUCUAAAAUUAUGGAUGAUGGAAAACGUAAAAAUAAAGUUCAAGGCGAGAAUAAGAAAUCCAAAAACGAUACAUUAAAAGCGACAAUAUCAUUGUAUCUUCACAGGAGGCAACUUGUGAAUGCAAAACCGAGAAAUAUCUCAAAGAAAUCUUUAAUGAAGCAAGCUGUUUUGGAUAGUAGUAUCAGCAGAGCAAACUCUGUACUGGAUCAUUUUGUUAGUGAUAGUGACUCUUUACUUGUCGAGUAUAGUAUAAUGUUUCAAAGGUUUGUGAGCUGGUUAAGAGAAAAUGUAACCAUGAAAAAUGUAUGUCAGGAUCUUCAAAUGCUUGUUGGACCGUUAUUUUGUCACUUCUACAUUGACAUUCGAAGCUGUGGGAAGCCGCAUGAAGCUAUUGCCUCUAGUAAUACAUUCUAUAGAACUAAUAUUGAAUUUGUUGAUGGAAUGGACUAUGAUAAAACAAUAAAAGACUUUUUUAAAGCCAUUCAACAUGUGGCAGAUGAUGUAGUGCAGAAUGGUUUUGAAAAUGGUGCUGAUGAUAUACCAACAUUUGAGGUGUUAAGGGAUAAAUUGAGAUCCUGUAAAAUUAUACAUUAUGUAUCAGAGGAUUCUUCCAAACUUCUUAUGAAAUAUGUUAGCAGUUUAUCAGAAUCUCAUGUGAUGCUUUUACAUGCUCUACAGUUGUGGUUUGAGUUACGAAUUUUUAAUAAAAAGGGUUGCAAGAAAAAAGUAAAGAGAGAAUCUCCGAAGAUACACAUUCCCUAUCAGAAACCUAUAUUAACUAAAACACAGAGAAAGCAGCUACAAGAAGAGGAAGAAAAGGAGUUAGAAUAUUACACUCAAUGUGAAAAACUUUUGUUAGAUGCAAGGGAAAAAAGAAAGAAUGAUAUAAUAGAGAAGGAAAAGCAGGCAAAAAUUGAAGCAGAAAAUAAAUUUGAAUUUGAGAAGCAUUUAAAAUAUAUGGAAGAGGAAAGAAAGAAACUAGAACUAAAAAGAGAAGGAUAUAAAAAAGUAGAGACCAGAAUAAUUGUAGAAAAACCUGAAAUGCCAAGUGUACCUGAAGAAGAUACCAUAGUAAUAGCUGAGGAUGGGAUAAAAAACACACAAAUUAAAGGUGAAAUUACUUGUAAAGAUGAUAAUGAUAGUAAGAAUGACUGUAGGCUAACAGAAGAAAAUAAGACUGAUCGUAUGGACAUUGAAGUAGAUAAACCUGAGCCAUCAAUUUGCAAUGGUAAGCAAAAUGAAACCAAAUCAAUAUCGAAGUUACAAAAAAUUAAAAAUGUCAUUAAUAAAGUAAGCAGAAUACCAGCAAAUGUUUCUAAUUAUACAGUGUCAAACAAUAAAAAUAGAAUCAACUGUGGAAUAUUUAAAAGCAAUAUAGGUCUGGCAGCAUUGGCCGAAAAAAACAUAAUGUGGACAUUACCACUUAAAGAGGAUGCUUUUUUAAAUACUACUAUGCCUUUUCUAACAUAUGUAAAGGCUGUAAACCAUUCAAAACAAAUAUAUUGCAUGACAGUUUGUUCUAAUAAUACUUAUUUAUGUACAGGAUCGGCAGAUAAAACCAUAUGUGUAUAUAGUGUUAAACAUUUUAAGUUCCUUAGACGACUUUGGGGACAUUUUAGUUCUGUGUAUUCAGUAGCAAUAAAUGAUACCUCUAAGUAUCUUGCAUCAGGAUCUUCUGACAACACUGCUAGACUUUGGAAUAUUAGAAAUGGAAAAGUUUUGAGAGUUUUUGCAGCACAUGCAGGACCAGUAACUACUUUACAUUUUCAUCCAAAUUCUUUAUAUUUGGCAACAGGCUCAGCUGACAAAAAUGUUAGGAUUUGGAAUAUUAGUACAGGAACUACAGUAAGACUUUUGCAUGCUGCCAAGAAACACAUUUACUCGGUUGCAUUUUCACCAACUGGAAAUAGUAUUGCUGCUGCAAGUGAUGAUAAAAAAAUAAGAGUGUGGGAUAUAAUAUCUUGUAAAGUAAUACAUGAAUUUAAGAACAAGGAAUCAUCUAUAAAGCUCUUGUUGUGGAGCAGAGAUGGAAAGCAUUUGUGUGGGGGUAGUUUCUCAGGAGUUAUUAAAAUCUGGGAAUUAAAAGUUAAAGACAAAGAUAGUAUUAAAGAGCAGAAGCAUGUUGAGUUAGUGAUUAGAAGGCGUACCGAUGGUAUAAUACUUUCCCUUGAUAAUACUCUUGGUAAUUGGAGUUGUUUGUCACUAGCUAAGGAUACUGCUGUCGAAGAUAUAUGAAUGUCAGUAACACUACAUCAUUAUUAUAUAACUAUUAUAGAAAAUUUAGAUUUACAUUGUGUUCAACUUAAAUCUGUUUUUUCUAUGGUUAUGUUUUGUAAAUUUUUGCACACUAUUCCUACCCGCUCUUAUAGUUAAAUCUGUAUGUAUUGGUAUAUAUUGUUUUUCAUUUUAUAUAUUCUGUUGACAUUUGUCAUUGAACUUUUAGCAAUGUCAAGUAUCUGCACCAGAAUGUAGCAAUUUUUUAAACAUGGUCAUGAAAUAUGACAAUUUAAUAAAAGAAAACAGUUAUUCUAUAAAGUGUAUAGGUUUAUGUGCGCGAGUAUUAUAAGUACAACAUUAUUAUUUCCAGUAUCAAAUAAGGAGAUGAAAAGGAUUUUAAUGUUUUUUAGAAUAGUGUACUUUUCAGUUACCAUCUGCAUUUUUUUGUAAUUGGAUGUUUGGUUGUUUUUUCAUAGGAUAGUAUAAAACUUCAGGGCAAAUUACUUCCAAUAUUAAUAUUAUAAGAAUACUAAGUAUUUUAUUUCAUUUUUUUGUAUCAUACCUAUGCAAGCCAUUGAGUUUUCUUAAAUUAUUUUCAUUUUCUUUAUUUUGAUAUUUGAAUACUUAAAUGUAAUAUGAAUGUAGAAAAAUAAU
Messenger RNA from Anthonomus grandis grandis, 3915 nucleotides. RefSeq lists its product as uncharacterized. NCBI's taxonomy places the organism in Eukaryota, Metazoa, Arthropoda, Insecta, Coleoptera, Curculionidae. Gene Ontology annotation, cellular component: transcription factor TFIID complex. Gene Ontology annotation, molecular function: protein binding; RNA polymerase II general transcription initiation factor activity. The record is from RefSeq and is a predicted model, not a curated record. The transcript has a single exon. The coding region runs from base 1054 to 3279 and encodes 741 amino acids. Gene Ontology annotation, biological process: transcription initiation at RNA polymerase II promoter.